Messenger RNA from Penicillium angulare, 2112 nucleotides. Its product is annotated as J domain-containing protein. Bases 1 to 2112 code for a protein of 703 amino acids. The transcript is spliced from 6 exons. Gene Ontology annotation, biological process: post-translational protein targeting to endoplasmic reticulum membrane; SRP-dependent cotranslational protein targeting to membrane. Gene Ontology annotation, molecular function: RNA binding; transmembrane protein transporter activity. Lineage: Eukaryota; Fungi; Ascomycota; Eurotiomycetes; Eurotiales; Aspergillaceae. Gene Ontology annotation, cellular component: Sec62/Sec63 complex. The record is from RefSeq and is a predicted model, not a curated record.
AUGUCGUCAGACUACACAUAUGAUGAGCAGGGUCAAUUCUUCCCCUUCUUCAUUUUGACCUUGAGCGGUUUGGUUACCCUUCCUCUUACCUACAAUCUUCUUCGACCAAGCAAAGUGUGUGGUCUGGUAGAGCUUGAAAAUACCGCGCCCCGCAUCAAAUCCGACUUCAAGCCAGAACAUGCCGAUCUGGUCGAAGCGCAGAAGCGCAAGCGUCUACGCAAAGAGCGUCGCAUUAAGCGCAUCAUCACCGUGAUCAUUGGUUAUUUCGUUAUGGCAUGGAUGGUCUACUUGAUCACCGUCACAGCUCGCACAACCACAAAGAUGUACGAUCCAUAUGAUAUUCUAGGUGUUUCAAGGAGCGCCGACGAACGAGCAAUCUCUCGCCACUAUAAGCGUCUUUCUCUCGUAUUCCACCCCGAUAAGAUUCGUCCCGACCCCGCCAAGAACGAGACCAUCGAAACCCUCAACGCUCGAUUCGUCGAAUUGACCAAGGCAUACAAAGCGCUGACCGACGAGGAAAUCCGAAACAACUACCUUCAAUAUGGACACCCUGACGGAAAGCAGAGCUUCAGCAUUGGUAUCGCGCUGCCCAAGCUCAUUGUUAUGGAGGGCAAUGGAAAAUACGUGUUACUGGUUUACGGCGCUCUUCUGGGUGUUCUUCUGCCUUACAUUGUUGGAAAGUGGUGGUAUGGCACUCAGCGCUACACCAAGGAGCGUGUCCUUGUUGCUACUGCUGGAAACAUCUUCCGCGAGUACAAGGAAGAUAUCUCGGAUAACGGAAUUAUCAGCGCUCUUUCCUCGGGUGAGGAAUUCAAGGACGUUCUCAAGGGCGCCAAGGCCGAAGCUGGACUUGGAAAGCUUGAGAGUAAGGUUCUGUCUGAGGAGACAUCGUUCCUUACUGCUAAGGAUCGUGAAACUUUGAAGAAAUUGGACAGCGUCACUCGCCGAAAGGCUUUGGCUUUGCUUUGGGCUUAUACUGGUCGAAUUGAUCUUGGAGAUUCGUCUUUGAAUGCUGAGAAAUAUGAAGCUGCACCUGUUGCUCUCACUCUUGUUGAGGCAUUCAGUGCUAUUGCACUUGCGUUUGGUAACCUUAAGCCGAUCCUUGGUUCUUUCAGGGCGUCUCAGAGCUUGAUUCAGGCUGUUCCUGCGGGCGCGUCACCUCUUCUUCAACUUCCCAACUUCACCCAGGAACUCGUUAAGUCGAUCGAAGGAAAGUCUUCCGGAAGCAACUUGUCCGUUCAGGAUUACAUGAGACUGCCAGACAGUGAGCGACGAAAGCGUACUGUCGGUGCUGGCCUUCUCACCGAGCAACAAUACUCCCAAGCUAUCUCCGUCGCCCAGCAAUUACCCGUUCUACAGAUUUCCAAGGCGUUCUUCAAGGUCAUGGGAGAGAAGGUCAUUACCCCCAGCAGUCUGGUACAGCUGGUUGUCAAGGCACGCUUCAUUCCACCAGGCUGCACACAGAUCCCAGCUGUCAACGAGACAGAUCUGGAAGACAUCGACCCAGAUGAUGAUGACUUGGAUGCUCUCAUGGGCCGCAAGCCGGCCAAGAACCGCGCUACCAAGAUCGUCGACGGUAAGAAAGUUGAAGCCAAGAUCGAAAAGGUACAACCGCCUCUCGCCCACGCACCCUACCUCGCCCGCGACCAUUCCCCUCGCUGGCACAUUUUCCUCGCCGACGCCAAGCAAGGCAAGAUGGCCGUACCCCCUUUCACAUUUACUACAUUUGACAAGCCGAUUCUGGACGAGGCCGGCAAGCCUACGUUCAACGUUCAGACCCUUAAGAUGCAGUUCCAAGCUCCUCCGCAAGUUGGUGACUUUUCAUUCGUCAUGCAUAUGAUCUGCGACAGUUAUCUGGGCCUAGACGCCAAACAGAACAUUACUCUGCACAUUGAAGAUCCUGCCAAGGCCGCCGCUGUGGAAGAGGAGGACGACAUCAGUGAACCGGACGAGGACUCCCUUGCAGGCCAGAUGCAAGCGCUCAAAACAGGUCAACCUCCCAAGAAGAAAGCCCGGAAGCCUUCCGAUUCCUCCAGCGAAGAGGAAAGUGACACCGACGGCGACGCAGGCGAUACCAGCGACACCAACACGGAAACGGAUGUUGAGGAUUGA